GAAAGGCAGGAACCUAGGAAGAAACCUAGAGAGGAACCAGGCUCUGAGGGGUGGCCAGUCCUCUUCUGGCUGUGCUGGUGGAGAUUACAACAGUACAUGGCCAAGAUGUUCAAACGUUCAUAGACAAUAAUAAUAAUAAUAAUCACAGUGGUUGUCCAGGGUGCAACAGGUCAGCCAGCACCUUAUGAGUAAACGUCAGUUGGCUUUUCAUAGCCAAGCAUUCAGACUUAGAGACAGCAGGUGCGGGCAUCUUUCACUACAUUUUACGCUUUCAACGGACAAUCAUAGUUCGCAAAACGGUUAAAGCAAUAAUUUCACAAGUAAGAUAACUCUGACAGCAGAGAUAACAUCAUUUAAAAGCGCUCAAGCAUAGUGGUCACGCGGGGCCCCAACUCCGGGUGCUCUUGCGCAGUGUCCUGUAGAAUAACAGCUAGGCUACACGGCUGUGCACGUUAAGAUAGCCUACCAGCCUGACAUUUUCAUUCUGCGCAGUUCAUUUAUAGAAAACCUAGUCACAACGCCUGCUGAAUUUGGAUGUUGUGAUUUCUUGGGUGCAUUUAUUACGGUCUCACUCUGACUCUAUUCUCAAUCAGAUAUUAUUAGGGCGCUGUGUGAGUGAUGUGGGUUCCUCUCUAGGAAAACAGUUGCACCCGUCAGGCAGCAGGUAAGCAGGAUCGAGACGCAGGCAGCUGUCCCGUUAACUGGGCAGUCUGCAUCACGCGUACAGAUGCUCUUCUAGUAGCCUAUUUAUGUAAAUGAGCUAAACACACAUCUCAAGGAUAUGUUUACUGGAAAUAAGGCACUAGGUUACUGUCUUUUCACGUUUUAUGCCGCUAAACUCGCGUACCGGGACCGGCGCCAGGUUUAUUACCUUUGACAGCGUCACUGACUGCUGUCAUUCUCCACGGUUGAUGGAUCAAAUGCAGCAUAAACAAAGCAGCACAGAUCCAGCCAGACCUUCUGGACAACCUGGGAGGAAUACUUUUCCAGCACCUGCUCUACCCCGGCGACCAACAGCUCAGGACACCUCUAUCCCCAGUCCCACAGGGGGGUCUGGGAAACUCCCAGGACUGGCCUCAGGUGUACGUCAGAUGCCAGACCAGGUGAGGCUGGAGCAUGUACAACCUGGGUCCAGUCCUGCAGUUCCAGUCUAUUUCAGCCGUCCCAGACCUACUGCACUAAAUUCCUCCAGAGAUUCAGAGGCUGAUAUGAAGGAUAAGGCCUCUAUUCCAAACCGCAUUCCUGGACCACACAGCUCCAUCUCCCUGUCCCAGUCCCCUACAGAGUCUUCCCUGUUGUCCCACAGCCCUCAGAGUCCUCACAGCACUCAGCCUUACACCGGCCAGCCUUACCUCAGCCCCCAGCCUAACCUGCCUCAGCCCUGCCUCACCCCACCAUCCAGCCUCAGCCCCAAACCAGGCUCCAGUCCACAGUCCCAGAGGAGCAGCUCCCCUCUGGGCGCUAUGGAAAAUCAGCCACAGACUGAAGGAGAAACGGAUCAUGGUUUCAGGGUGCACAUUGUCACAUGGAAUGUGGGCUCUGCUGUUCCCCCUGAUGACGUCACAUCUCUGUUUGGGCCGCAUGCUGGCGAUGGGAGUACAGACAUGUUUAUCAUUGGGCUUCAGGAAAUGAAUUCUAUGAUCAACAAGCGGCUGAAGGACGCUCUCUUCCACGACCAGUGGAGUGAGCUUUGCAUGGACACACUCAGUCGCUUUGGAUAUGUGCUGGUGGCGUCCCAGCGUAUGCAGGGGGUUCUGUUGCUGGUGUUCUCUAAAUUCUGCCAUCUUCCAUUCCUGAGGGGGGUGCAGACAGAGAAAACACGCACAGGCCUCGGGGGCUACUGGGGUAAUAAAGGGGGUGUAAGUGCGAGGAUGACGAUGUUCGGCCACCCCGUGUGUUUCCUGAACUGUCACCUGCCGGCUCACAUGCGGAACCUGGAGCAGCGCAUGGAGGACUUUGAGAGCAUCCUGCAGCAACAGCAGUUUGAUGGCGCGACCGCCUCGGGUGUGCUGGACCACGACGUGGUGUUCUGGUUUGGGGAUCUUAAUUUCCGCAUCGAGAACUAUGACAUUCAUGUGGUGAAGAGUGCCAUUGACAGCAAUAAGCUCCCUUUGCUGUGGGAGCGAGACCAGCUCAACAUAGCUAAAAACAGUGAGUCCAUUUUAGAUGGCUUCUUGGAAGGCCCUCUUAAAUUCCCCCCCACAUAUAAGUUUGACGUGGGGACACACACAUACGACACCAGCAGUAAGAAGCGAAAGCCAGCAUGGACAGACCGUAUCUUGUGGCGUCUGCGUUGUACGGGCUCCCCUGUUCCUACCCACAAUGCCGCUCUGCAGCGUGGCCUAACCUCGUGGCUGGGUGGGGCAACCAAGGUGGUGCAACACUCCUACCGCAGUCACAUGGGCUACACCUGCAGUGACCACAAACCGGUCUCUGCUGUCUUCUCAUUACAUUUCCCAUUCAAAGUGGACCUUCCUCUUGUAACGUUAGAGUAUGAGAAGGAGUGGACUAAAGUUUCUGACGCUACAGUCAGAUUCACUGUGAGGUCCAACUUCCAGCGCAGCUCAUGGGACUGGGUUGCAAUAUACAAGGUUGGGUUCAAACAUCACAAGGACUAUGUAGCAUAUGUGUGGGCCAAGGCAGAUCAUGGGUCACAGGUGACAUUUACAGAGGAGGAUUUACCCAGGGAUGCAGGGGAAUACAUUUUGGGUUUCUAUAGCAACAACAUGAAUACUAUUAUCGGAGUGACAUUGCCCUUUCAGAUCCAUGUUCCUGUGCGCAGCCCGACAGCCCCACCAGUAUGCCGCUCGGACAGUUCUGACGUCAGCUCGGAGGAUGACAGCACACUGGUCCUGCUGGCCCCUGCUAGCUCCCGCAGCCCAAGCCCUGGAAAAAGCAAACACCACCAUCGCCACCGCCGCAGCCGCAGUCCUGCUCACUCCAACACCCCCAUGCCCUCCCUGCAGGGCCUCAGCCUGCACCCUCGUCCCCUAGAGGGCCUACCAAGCAACCGCUCGCCCUGCUCUGCGGCUAAGAAGGAGCGCCUGGUCUCUCCCCAGGACACACUGCCGUCGCCCAUCAGCCCACUCACGCCCCGCAGCCCUGUGUCACCCGGGGGUGGGGUCUCAGCCCCAGAGGCUCUGAUUGCUGCCAUCCUGGGGGAACACAGGCCAACUCAGGUCACCCCGACAGGGGGCAGGUCACCAGGCAAGACUGGAGAGACAAGUUUAUGAGAAGCCCAAGCAACAAUCUCUGUGGGGUCAUGAAUGUGCACAGACAUUAAGAUAAGACUGUUGAAAUGAGGCCAGUAAAGACUAUAUGAUGAUAGAGGGCUGAUAUGGUCUAUUAUUCUGAUGCUGAUCUGACCCCACACUGUCACUGCGCUCAUAAAAGCAGUGCAUUGUAUGACUUGUAGUUUGCAACAUUCCACAUGGUAGUGAACCAGUUGUCUCUGUUUCUUAAUCUACUUAUCAGUGACUUCAUCCCAUACAUACACUGUGUGUACUUUGGAGUCAGGAGCUAGUCCAAAUCGAUAACAGUCUAAGUCUUACCCCAAGAAGUGCUUUUGCAGACUCAUAUCAAUACUCUAUGUACACAAUAAAUGUAAAGCCAAAGCAAGAGUAAAUCUGCAAUGUACAGUACUGCUGUUGUUAUGGUAAGUUUAAAGGAUGUCUAUAUGCCCUACCCAUAUGGGCCGGAUCACUUGGUGUGGUAUGAUAUCCAUCUUUCCAUGCCCCUAAGCGCCAACUGAUAUUAUACCACUUCAACCGGUUUGUUUCUGAAUCUCCCCAUCUUGUGUAUAUGUGUGUAGAAUUGUACAUGUUUGAGAGAAAAAAACAUUCCUGUCUUAUUUUCAGAGUGAUAAGGAUUCCAAUGAUUUAGUGGUUUGUUUUGGUUGUGGACAUAUUGGUUGUGUGAGGAAAAUAAAAUGAUAAUCCUGA
Oncorhynchus keta (chum salmon) is the source of this 3941-nucleotide messenger RNA. Its product is annotated as inositol polyphosphate 5-phosphatase K-like. The record is from RefSeq and is a predicted model, not a curated record. NCBI's taxonomy places the organism in Eukaryota, Metazoa, Chordata, Actinopteri, Salmoniformes, Salmonidae. Gene Ontology annotation, molecular function: phosphatidylinositol-3,4,5-trisphosphate 5-phosphatase activity; phosphatidylinositol-4,5-bisphosphate 5-phosphatase activity. Gene Ontology annotation, cellular component: cytoplasm; ruffle; plasma membrane. The transcript has 13 exons. Gene Ontology annotation, biological process: negative regulation of peptidyl-serine phosphorylation; phosphatidylinositol dephosphorylation. Bases 828 to 3233 code for a protein of 801 amino acids.